This is a messenger RNA of Gaeumannomyces tritici R3-111a-1, 876 nucleotides long. RefSeq lists its product as hypothetical. The record is from RefSeq and is a predicted model, not a curated record. NCBI's taxonomy places the organism in Eukaryota, Fungi, Ascomycota, Sordariomycetes, Magnaporthales, Magnaporthaceae. The transcript has 2 exons. Bases 1 to 876 code for a protein of 291 amino acids.
AUGGCCGCUCAGAAGCAGCCCAAGGUUAUUCUCUUCGAUAUUGGCGGCGUUUGUGUCGUGUCUCCCUUCCAGUCCAUCCUUGACUAUGAGCUCAGCUUGGGCAUCCCGCCUGGAUGGGUAAACUACUCCAUCUCGAAGUCGGCCCCAGCCGGGUUCUGGCACCGCCUGGAGAAGGGAGAGAUCCCAAUGGACCGAGAAUUUUUCGCCGGGUUCAACAGGGAUCUGCACAACCCAGCACGCUGGGCCGCCUUUUACGAGGCUCAACGCAGUAAAAACCCGGCACUGCCUGCCGCUCUACCUCCACUACCGCAGGUGGAUGGUGAGUGGCUGUUUAACGACAUGAUGACCGUGUCACAGCAGCCAGACCCGUGGAUGCUGCCUGCACUGGAGCGCCUCAGGGCAAGCGGUCGCUACGUCAUCGCCGCACUGAGCAACACCGUCAUCUUCCCGGACGGGCACCCACUUGGCGACCCGGCCGACCAAGGCGGCUUCUUCGGCCACCCGGUGCGCCGCCUCUUUGACGUCUUCGUCUCCUCUGCCCACGUCGGCCUGCGUAAGCCCGACCCAGCGGCCUUCCGCUACGCUCUGCGCGAGGUCGACCGCUUCGCCAGCACCAACGCUGCGGUGAGGGAUCCGGACGGGUCGCUCGGCUGGCGUCACGGUGUCGAGCCCGGUGACGUGCUGUUUAUCGACGACAUUGGCGAGAAUCUCAAGGCUGGGAAGAGGGAGGGGCUACGCACACUCAAGGUUUCGCUGGGCCGGGCUUUCGAGGCCGUCGACGAGCUUGAGCGUAUCACGGGCUUGGCCCUCGCUGGCGACCAUCCCCGGAUACCUGUGGAGCCCAAGAUGCCAUCGAAUCUCAAGGCCAAAAUGUAA